AUGGAGGAAGAGUUGAAAUGUCCGGUAUGUGGCUCUUUCUACAAGGAGCCCAUCCUGCUGCCCUGCUCCCACAACGUGUGCCUGGCGUGCGCGUGGAACAUCACCGUGCAGACCCCUGAAGGCGAGACCCCGGUGCAGAGAGCCUCGGGCAGCUCGGACUAUGACUACCUGGAGAUGGACAAGAUGAGUCUGUACAGCGAGACUGAUAGCGGCUACGGCUCCUACACUCCGUGCCAGCUCAAGUCCCCAAACGGAGUGAGGGUUUUCCCGCCGAACAUCCCUCGACACUGCUCCCUGACCUGUCCGCUGUGCCACCGGAGCGUGAGCCUGGACGAGCGGGGACUGAGGGGCUUCGCCAGGAACCGGCUGCUGGAGGCGAUCGUCUCGAAGUACCAGCAGACCCGAGGCAUCGCCGGGUCCGCCUCCUCCUCGGCUGUCAAGUGCCAGCUGUGCGACCGCAACCCAUUGGACGCGACGGUGAUGUGCGAGCAGUGCGACGUGUUCUACUGUAACGCGUGCCAACAGCGGUGCCACCCCUCCCGCGGACCUCUGGCAAAACACCGCCUCGUCCCGCCGCCGAAAAGAGCCGAGAACGUCCGAGGACCGGCGGCGGAAAACGCGGGCGGCAGCAGCGGCAGCGGAGGAGGAGCGGCGGGGAGCAGUGGCGCACCGAUGCCGCCCGUCACAGCCAGGAAACCGGCCACCUGCGCGGACCACGAAGCGCAAAACUUCAGCGCCUACUGCUGCACCUGCAAGAGCCCAACCUGCACCAAGUGUUUGGAGGAGGGGAAGCACAAUCAACACGACGUGAAGCCGCUGGCCGUGAUGUGGAAACAACAUAAGUGCCAGCUCUCCCAGGCUCUGAACGGUGUUUCAGACAAGGCCAAAGAUGCUAAGGAGUUCCUCGUCCAACUCAAGAACCUGCUCCAACAAAUACAGGAGAGUGGGGUGGAGUUUGAAGCCUGCGUGGUCGCCCAAUGUGAUUCUUUGAUCGAGGCGCUGACGAGACAAAAGGCCAAACUGCUCACCAAAGUCACCAAGGAGAAAGAAUACAAACAAAAGGUGGUUAGAGACCAGAUCACUCACUGCACCAUGAAGCUGCGACAGACCACUGGGAUGAUGGAGUACUGCCUGGAGGUCCUGAAAGAGAAUGACCCCAGUGGAUUCCUACAGAUCUCCGAUGCGUUGAUCAAGCGCGUGUCUUCGUCCCAGGACCAGUGGGUUAAAGGGGCCCUGGAGCCUAAAGUGGCCCCAGAGUUUGACCUCAGCCUCAACACAGACGCCCUGCUCCAGACCAUUUUGCAGCUGGACUUCUGCCAGGGCAAAGGGCCCUCGGUACCGGCGGCCCCUCUGCUGCAGCUGGAGAAGUGUUGCACCAGGAACAACAGCGCCACUCUGGCCUGGAGAGUCACUGUGCCCACUGGGAAUCCUAUCGAAGGUUACAUCCUGGAGCUGGAUGAUGGAAGUGGAGGACAAUACAGGGAGGUGUAUGUGGGGAAGGAGACCGUGUGCACAGUAGAUGGACUGCACUUUAACAGCUCUUACAAUGCUAGAGUAAAAGCCUACAACGCCAUCGGAGUGGGGCCCUACAGCAAGACCGUGGUGCUCAAGACCUCCGAUGUGGCCUGGUUCACCUUUGACCCCACCUCUGCUCACCGCGACAUCGUUCUCACCAAUGAAAACCAGACUGUGACCUGCAGCAGCUACGACGAUCGCGUGGUUCUGGGGACCGCUGCUUUCUCCAAGGGCGUACACUACUGGGAGGUGACCAUCGAUCGCUAUGACAACCACCCCGACCCUGCGUUUGGGGUUGCGAGGAUCAACACAAUGAAAGACAUGAUGUUAGGAAAAGACGACAAGGCCUGGGCCAUGUACGUGGACAACAACCGCUCCUGGUUCAUGCACAACAACUCACACACCAACAGGGCGGAGGGGGGCAUCAGUAAGGGUGCUACAGUCGGGGUGCUGUUGGAUCUGGUCAAACGUACACUGACCUUCUAUAUCAACAAAGAACAGCACGGACCAACUGCCUUUGAAAACCUGGACGGGGUCUUCGUGCCCGCUGUCAGCCUCAACAGAAACGUACAGGUGACCUUACUGACGGGGCUCGAGCUGCCAAAGAAUUUUAAACAGUAAAAUCCUCUUAGGAAUACAAACUACACAGAUGUCCCGUAUAGCCACAGUCCCCCACUACACGGUGCCGUCCCAUCCUGUCCUGUCCUGUACCGGGAUUCUCUCUUGUUUCACAUCCUCCAAAACGACUCAAGGUGCCCUCUACUGUGCAUACUCAACACCUCUGCAGCUGGAGAAACGGUUGAAUUACACACUGCAUGGACCUUUAUCAUUGUACGACCCAAACAGGAUUCGAAAGGGAAUAACUCCAUUGACAAAAAAUAUGUUUGGAGUUGUGUUGUAUUUGGACUUUGCAGAUAAUCACUGGGGUUUAAACUGAUACUUUGCAGCCAAUGUCUUCAACAUUCCCUGGAUGUGUGAAGCUAAGUGAAAGCACUGCUCUGUCUGAAGCUCUGUUACUCAAGUUAGACUUAAUUUGAGCUUUAUUUUAAUACAAUCUGACCAGAAAGAGCAGACUUGGUUGGAACUACAACGGGCAAGUCCAUCACACAGAAAAUUACAGUCACAAGUUUGCAAGUCACUCUCACCUUUUGUUGAAAAUCAAACAAUGAAAGUGUUGUUUAAAUCAAUUUUGUAUUUUUUCUUGGCAGUUUUUGCUAAUGUGUGGAUUGUGUCACCAUGGUAACUGUUGAACAUUUGGCCAAUAGAGAUACAUUUAGACCACCCCAGCAUGAUGUCACUGCAAAGUAUCAAUACUACAAAAUCAAUCUUGCCAUGAUACAAAGUGCUCUGAACUGUCAAUCUUAAAUCUAAUCCUAGUUCAGGGAUAAAUCCUCUGAAGUUUACAGAAUAUCUUGCAGUACUGGCUCUGCAAUGUUAUUUUAGUAAUUUGUUUGUAUUAUUAAAAGGAAAUUUCCACAAAACAAUUUAAAGAACAACUAAAAACAAUUUAUAACAUUUUUACAUGCUAGCUUCACACUGUAAUGGCUAGUCUUUGCAUAGCACUACUAACAAUCAUGACUGCAAAGAUACCAAGAAGAAUCUCCAGUAAGGGAUGCCUAAAGCCUUUAAAAAUGUAUAAUCUCAAAGGUGCUUGAAGAGAAUAGAAAUCUAACAUUGUUUCCCUUGUACACCUGUUUACAACUGAGAAGAGCAAAAACCAAUAGACAUCCUCGUAGAAGUUGUAGCAGCGCUCGAGUCGAUUCACUCAUCAAAUAUUUAAGAGCAAACUCCAACACCACUGCUUUGUUUGUUCCCCUUUUCAGUGUGUGUUUGAUCCUAAGUGAAGUGACAGGCAGCCAAUGUUUAAGACCUAAAAUGUUUACAUAACUAUUGCACACAGCAUGUGAGGGUAAGGCUGUGCAGUGUCAAAUACAUACAGGAUUAAGAUGUUAAUUAUGCUUGAAUUGUGUUACACUGUGGGGGCAUGCAUACAAACCUGAUGCUCUUAAACCAGGACACACAGGUCUUGAGGCUACUCUUGUGUGAAACAAUAGAAAUUUAUGGUCUCAGUUAUGUCUUUAAAUUAUUAUUACAUAGUGAAUUGCUAAAUUAAAGGUGCGCUCUGUUUUCUAGUAGUGCAGGUGGUGCUACCAACACAACAAAGUGACAUAAUACAACUUUAAACAAUGAAUUGCAAAUGUCUUAGUUAAAAAUUGCCUAAGCCAUUUUACAGUUGUUGAAGAAUGACUUUAUUGAUGACUUGUUCCGACAAUUUUUUUAGAAGUCUGACAGCAGCAUAUAAAGGAAAUAUUAAAAAAGUGAAAAGUUGUGAUUGGAUGAUAAUGAGGAGCCAGACUCUUAUGUAUAAAGUAGAGAAGUCAGUUGUCUGUCUCACAGUGACUAUUUAAUGCCCUCAUUUAUCAGUCUCUAUGAAGACGCCUGGCAUCUUCUGUACAGAACAAGAUCACUUCAGGUAAAGCUACGGUGGCCUAGAAAGGACCUAAGCUGCAACACCUACCAAAACACUGUGACCGAGACAAUAUUUAUUAUGUACAUACAGAUCAAAAUGUGUCUAAAAGUGCAAAGGCAUUAGAUGUGAGACUUACCAUGUCAGUGCUAAUUGCUGGAUUAAUAAUGUGUGGUCUCAAGCAUGGGUUGAGCAUCAAACAUGUUUACAAAAGAUCAAAAUUGAACUGUAAAUAAUGUAUUAUAAUUUAGUUGUGGCAGCACUCCCCCUAUGGUUUGAAGACAAAACUACAGAAUCAACAAAUUCAUUCCUCUUUAUACAAUAUCUGAUAAGAAAUCUCUCAUAAUGAUGUUUUAUCAGGGAAAGAAUCAAUAGUUUACAGAGUAAAAGCUAUUCAUAAUAAUUUUCCAUUUGAAAUAUGUUAAUAUCAAAGAUGCAGAUCUUUUCUUGAGGUUAUUGUCAGUUGAUAGCUACUUCAUAAUGAUUUAUUUAUAUAUGUUAUUUAUCAAAAUAUUAUAUUUAUUAUCAAUAUUAAUGUAGCACUAGAUAGAAUUAUAUACUGUAUGUAUUAAUUUUGUAUUAUAUUUCAGACCUUUUAGUAAAGGUUUUAUCAGAAAUUUUAAUUAGAUCCUGGCAUUUCACAUAAAAUGGGAUUUAUUUUUAUUUGUCCAAAGCCAUUACCAAGAAUGUUUUAUCCAUCUGUGCUGAUAUAGUGACUAUAAAACAGGGACCUAGAAGAAAUUAUUAACUGUAUUAAGUAAACGCAUUCCUAAAACCAUACAGAUCAGGUACGUUAUGACCACAAUAGGCAGAUGUUUAUCAUUUAUUCUCAAUAAUUAUAACAUUUCCUUUAUACUGAAGGUGCAUGAUUAAAGCAUAAAGUAGGAGCAUUAAUGUGGUUUUCCUUCUCCCUGGAUGCAGCCUUACAGUGAAAUAUAAAACCAGAUCUCCCCUGACCUCUCCCUAUCUGACCACCAAGGAGAUUUUUACACUCCCUGGGUCGAUAGAUACCACCAAAGGGCUAAUUCUCGCCGCACUGUACUUUUCUGACCCUCCCCACAUCAACAGACAAUCCAGCCAUUGGGUCAACCAUGAUUUUAGAUCCUGGUCCAUAGGUAUAGUGAGACAUCUUGGUUUGACAGCAGGUUGUCAUUUAAGAAUUGCUUGCCUCUGUGGGUCAGUUUUGAUUUAGUGUUGGAGAAACUUAUGUCAGGUUUAUUGGGGAAUUUAUGUUAAAUACGGCAUUAAUAUACAAACUAUCAAAAUACAUCCGCCAUCAUAUCCUUAAGGUGAUAAGUCUCUCCUCUUUUCAUGUGGUCUUAUGAGUACUUGGCAUGUCCCAGAACAAAAAACACCAGUUUCUCCAUGUUAUCUUUCUUGUUUCCUGCUAAAAAUAAGACAUAAGAUGGUAUCUUAAAAAAACAUCUUGAAAUCCAAUAGUAACAUUUUACUUUCUUGGACCAUCUACCUCUGAGUGUGCAGUUGUUUGGGCAUUUCAUUUAACACAUUUCUUUCAAAAGAAUAUCCCAUCAUAUGAUCGGACCCUGAAGGUGCACACGUAUGACAUCAUAAUUACACAGCUAAUUCAUUUCAUGCAGGA
Boleophthalmus pectinirostris (great blue-spotted mudskipper) is the source of this 5582-nucleotide messenger RNA. RefSeq names its product tripartite motif-containing protein 67. Lineage: Eukaryota; Metazoa; Chordata; Actinopteri; Gobiiformes; Gobiidae. Bases 1 to 2136 code for a protein of 711 amino acids. The transcript has 11 exons. The record is from RefSeq and is a predicted model, not a curated record. Gene Ontology annotation, molecular function: protein binding; zinc ion binding.